GGUGACUUAGAUUAAAAGGGAUUUUCGAUAGGUGGAUGCGAAACCGAAACAGGGAAUAAUUGGUACUCCAUCUGCAAAAGAAUAUUUACAGACAUUAUUGGCAUCAUGCUCUUAAGGAAUAUCUGUGUUUUUCUAAUGCCCGUAUUUGCAACUUUAGUAUUUGCUAAUAAUAGGGAAACUGUCAUAGGAUGUAUAGCUGGCAAUGUUACCAUGAAGUUUAAACCUGCAUUGUUAGCUGGCAAAGAGGUGAAGACCUACGUAUGGAACAAGGUCCGGGGCGUACAAAAAGAUCCAAGCUUUGCCAAGUUUGAACCUAGCGUUUCAUCAGAGCUUGAGACAUAUUAUAAAGAAGAGCAUCAGAUUCAGAAUCGAUUAAUCCAUUAUCCCAAAGAGCCUGCUACCUUAUACCUCACAGAUUUAAGAAAGAGUGAUCAACAACAAUACACCCUAGUUAUCAGCUAUGUUAGUUAUGUUGGAACGCCCACAGAAUGGAUCAUAGACCUAGUAGUUAAAGAUGUUUGUUUUGAAAAACCCAAAGAAGUGGGAAAGUGUGCAGUUACAACAUGUUAUACAGGAGACAAGGGGAUACUGAAGAUCCCUGGUAGCGAUGAUCAGGCUGUGAAUAAAUCCAAACUGGUGAAGGCCUGUGAUGACAAGACUUCAGGCAACUAUUCAUGCUGUAAUGCUGCAGGAGAAUGUCUUGUUCAACUCUUACAAAAAUCCAUGGGGGAUAACAUGCCGUCUGAUGGUCCAUCAGGUAACACUGGUGCGAUAGUGGGAGGCGUGGUAGGUGCGUUAGCAGUGAUUGCAGCAGUGGUAGCAGUGGUAUUCAUCAAAAAUCGGAGAGAAGGACAUCAAGUUCCCGGUGGUGAAAAUCAGGAUGAGCAAAAGGUUCCUCUCUAAUGAUUGGGUCGGUAUCUUAGCCCAUCUAGGGCCCAUUGUCACAGUGAUAAAACUUGCUGAAGACCAUUACAACUGCAAUAGAAAUUUCGAUGCUGAAAAAUGUAACUUUAGGAUGUUGUAGACUGAGACGACUUCCUGGUUACAACUACUUCUACAUAAGUGCCAUCAAGUCCACUUGUAUGUAUCUGAGGACUCUUAUGAAUAAGUGUUUGGAAUUGUAUUUUUUGUUGAAACUUCCUAUUAAUAAUUAGGACACUUAUGUAAAAUAUAGAAGGAUGCAGUUGGGUUUUUUUUGGCGAAGAGGAAGGAGUAUAAAAUGUAUUUUAUUAUCAAUAAAUAGGCAUUUAGAUAGGAAGUUGUCCAAACAAUACAUGUAUCAUAAACUUUCAGAAAGGGGAUGUUUAAAAUGAGACAUUUAAGUCAAGCGAAACUAAAACAUUACAGGCUCAUCCACUGGAAAUAUUUUAACGUUGACAAUUUAUCCACAAAAAUUCGCACCUUCAAAUUUAAUGAUUCCACAGAUACCAUAAUGAUUGUGCGGCUCUCAAAGCUGCAUGCUUUUUUUUUUAAAGAGAUUUUACAGUACAUGGUUAACACAAAUGUUCUUGAUUUGAUGUAGAAUCUAAUUUUUAUGAUACAAAUAUCUGUUAUGUACCUCUGUGAGAGAUUUAUGUGCUUGCCAUUCAUACCGUAUAAUGGGUAUUUUCUGCGACUCGAAAUUUUUGUGGUUUAGACCCUAAAAGAUAUCAAAUUAUAUUCUGUGUUUGCAAUUUCUGCGAUAACAUUAGACAGCAAAACAUAAAUUUUAUCAUAGUUGAUUUUAUACAUUGUAUCAAAUUUUGAAUCCGUCUUUCAUGCGCUUUACGGAACUCCACUUGGAGUAUUACCAUCAUUACCGAGUGUAAUAAAGGUGUUAAUUUCCCAUUACGUAAACAGCCACCUGUUGGCUCUAGCUGCAGUAAUUGUCACAUGGUCAACGCUUAUCUAACGAUAUCCGGUAAAGCACAUAUUUGUCUCAUCAUUGUGCACAAAAAUUUUACAAAAUUAUUUAUCAAUAUCUAUAAAUUAUCCUAUAAUUAUGCUAUAAUUGUCUAGGAAGACUGUUGUUAAUCAUGGGUAAUAACCGAAUACAGACUGUUAAGUAACAUAUUAACCACGUUAACGGUAGCAACCGGUAGAGACAGCAAUCAUUGCAUUAUAACAAGUGUACAUAAUUUAAGAAUAUUUGCAAUUUUAAUUUCUGCAGAUUUGUAAUAUUCGCAAAAUACCACAGAAAAUAAACAGCCACAAAAAAUACCCAUGAUACAGUAUAUAGUCUGUGCACUCUCAGUGCCUUGCACCAUUAUUUUAUAAUUUUGGGGAAGAAUUUUAUUUGUUAAUUAAGUGACUGCUUCAUUAAUAGUUGGAGCAUUAAUGCUAAUUUAGUGUACAGAAUACUAAUAAAGUAUAUAAGUCCAACAUUAAAAUUUUAUUAAUGGAUGAAGAUUUGCCAAUUUUAAAGGUUUUAGAAGAAUAGUUUUAUGUCAAAAAGAAACAAGCAGAGAUGUAAAAACUUAGAUCAAAGUCUGGACUAUUUGUAUUUGUUUUUUUACCGUAAUACUAGUAUUAAGCAGAUGCCGGAUUUUUUAAUACCUGUCUUAUUUUUACAUAAGUAUGUUGAAUGUACUGAGCAAGCAAGUGUAAACGUAAUAUGCUUCUAGUAUUUUUUAUGCUAUGAGUUUAUUUUACAUGUUUGGUAUGUUUAAUAUAUACACAUUUACAUUAUGUAUUGUAAUAGACUGUAGAGUAUCUUCCAAUAAAUUGUCCUGUAAAUUCUGAUAAUGUAGCAUAAUAACAAGGAAGACUUUGUAACUUCUCUUCAUGCAAUAUAGCCAAGGCUAUGUCAACACUGGAUCUCUUUUUGAACUUCAAUCUAUUUGCAAUUCAGCAAAAUCACCCUAUUUUGAUAGAGUAUCUUAAACCUAUAACAACAAAACAGCAUUCAAAUGCUCAGAACUUUUAUUGAACUGAUUUUUUAUUGAAGAAACAUCACACUGUCAUGUUCGAUUGAAUACUUUUAGUGCCUCCCUCUCCAAUCCUAAAUAGCUAAUUCAAGUGGCCACAUUAAGACAAAUCAUUCGAUCUUUGUGCUGAUCUGAUGAACAGUAAUAUGCUGGUUCAUGUAAUUCAUGGCCAUUGGAUAAAAGGUUAAGGAGGACAAUGUCGUAACAGGUCACAAGGUCAUUGUGUCACACAGUAAGUCAUUGAUCAACUAAUUAGGAUGGCUUAUUGGUGGUUUUGCAUGCAUGUCUUUUUUUUUUUUUUAAUUUAGGUUAAAAUGCAAAACUAUUAUAUUUGAUGUAUUUUUUGUUAUAGGAUGUAUUUUUCUGUUCCAGUUUUACACUGUGUGUGCACGAUAGUGUUGUUUGCAUAAUCUUUUGUUUAUUGCAUUUUUAAUGAAUUUAUACAUGUCACACAUACAUGUACCUAGUGCAAGAGAAAUUUUAUUCAACCAUUUUUCAUUACCAGUAUAUUUAGUAUUAUAUGUCAUAAUUUGAAUGUUUGAUCAGGAAUAGAACUUGCUUUCAUGAAUGUUGUUCCAUCUUCGUUUGUAAAACGUUCGCAUAAUUAUGUAAAAUGAAAAGGCUGUUAACUAAAGACUACGGUAACCUUCACUGGAUAGUCAUGCAGACUUCCAAAAUACUAAUAAUUGAAAUUGAAGAAGAGCAAUAACUGAAUUAAACCAUCAGCUGCUAUCUUAAUGCAUUUUUGGAAAAAUUAAAACUUUAAUUACCGUAACAUGAAAUAGUAUAAUCGGGGCAGUUUGUCAAUGUAUUUCAUAUUUGAAAAAUUUUCUUCAGCAAUCUAUGUUUUUUUAAAAGUAAGGUUGGUAGAUAUAUUCAGAUAUCGAUCAUCUGUCCUCUUUUGUGUUGACAACAAAAUCAUUCAACACUAUAACUCGAUUUUCUUCUAAUGAUUUUUGUAGAGAUUAGUCUGUAUAAAUUGUUCUUCGUUGUGACUUGUAUGCAUACAUUAUUAAUAUGUAUUAUUAUGUAUUUUACUUUUCAUUAAUUAUAAUUACAGUUUGUGCAUUUUAGUAAACGGUUUAUCCCUUCUUCUGGACUCCUGGACAAAUGAAAAGGUCAUACAUAUGUCAUAAUUUCAUUUGUUCAAGCAAUUUUUGUAUCACUUGACAAAAAUAAAAUGUUAUUAUGCUUCAUUCAAAGGUUUUAAAUAGCUUAUAUCCAAAAUAUGACCAGAAGAGACUAAAAUGUCAUCAGCAAUUGAUAAUUCUUGAUAUCACUUACCGGUAAUAUUUUGAAAAUUACAAUUUGUAUUUUAACUAAAUUUUUGACACUGGAUGUUGCAGCUCAAAAAUGCUUUGAUUUUCAUUUCAAUUAUUAGAACAUUAUCAAGUCAAUCAUAAAAUGAGCUCCGUUUCACUGAACAAAUGCUGAAGAAAGGAUUAAAGCUGAACACCACUUGUAAAAGGCAAUGUCCACCAUAUUUUUCAUCCAUUGCCACUAUCUCUACAACCUCUAUAUAACCUGAAGACCUCUUAGCAGUUCAAAGAAUUUCGCUGUAAAGGUCUCAUCUGUGUGGACGUAUAUUUUGUCUGGCCGUCUUACUCUGUCGUGAUGAAAUUGUCAAAUUUUUCAACGCAAGAGUAUACUACCUGCAACAUCAUUCAAAUAAUCAGAUUAUUCAAUGCAUUUUUUACAAACAUAAUAUGCACAUAAUGCAAUGAACAAGUGUACAAAUUCUCAGACCACAAAUGGAAUGUCGGCCUUGAGUUUUAGGAGUGUAACCAAAUCAAAGGGUUUUUAUACCUAUAUUAUAUAAGUGUGGUGUUCAGUUUUAAUCUGGGGUCCAGAAAAAGAUGCACAACUUAUUCAAAUUAUUAACAGUAUUUUUAUUUUCUUUUUAGCAGCAUUAUACCAUUAUGUCAGUGCUGACAUUUUAAUGGCAGCAAUGUGUUAUGUUCUUUGCUGAGUAUCAAGUGUGCCUAAUGUUCUGAGUUAUCAUCAAUAAAAAAAUUUAGUUACA
Magallana angulata is the source of this 4929-nucleotide messenger RNA. RefSeq lists its product as uncharacterized. The transcript is spliced from 7 exons. The record is from RefSeq and is a predicted model, not a curated record. The coding region runs from base 106 to 903 and encodes 265 amino acids. Lineage: Eukaryota; Metazoa; Mollusca; Bivalvia; Ostreida; Ostreidae.